UGACACUUCACCGGCGGAAUAAAGCAAACACCUGCCACCGCGCAGACUUUCAACAACACGGAGACUUGCAGCGUGGAGCUUACGUGACAAGAAGACGAACACAUCUUCUGUUUUGUAUUCAAAGUGGCAAACGCUGGCGAUAUUGUCACGCAAACUGCAAAACACAUCUUGACUUUUGUUGCCUUUAUCUCCUCAACUGUCUAGAAAGAUAAGAGCUUAGAAGUAUCCUGAGGAAUUACGUGCACAAACUGCAACUUUUAUCGCCGAUUUUUGGACUGACUGACACGCCCCAAAAGUGAGAAUUCAAAAGGCUAGAGCUAUAAAAGCUCUUAUGUUUUUAUGAGAAGGGUUUGGACGGAUUUCAGAAAUUCAGUAAGGCACGAACUGUGCUCACAAAGACGGUAAGGAAUGUAACGAUAGCAUCUCACCUGCGCCUCAAGACACCAAAUACACGGAGCAACAGACCGACUAAAACACAAGACCAGCGAAUCAGGUUGCCUGCAAAUGGGUCUAACUAUGAGAGUAAUGGAAACAAGACUCCUCCUGUUGCUGUUGGCUUUGUUUGUGUUUGAAGUGGCCUGCACACAUCGCUCUGCUCCCAGAGUACACCUGGCUUUUAAAGAACUUAUGGACACUCGAACAGCAAGGCCAUUCAGUUUCUCCUUCAACACCAGUGACUACCGGAUCUUGCACGUUGACCCAGACCAGGGGCGGUUGUACCUGGGCAGCCGUGAAUAUCUGGUCUCUCUGGACAUGCAAAACAUCAACAAAGAGCCUCUCAUUAUCCACUGGCCGGCUCCAGCUCAGAGAAAGGGAGAGUGUCAGAUGACUGGGAAAGGCAGGCAUGGAGAGUGUGCUAACUUUGUGCGUCUGAUCGAGCCUUGGAAUAGGACUCACCUGUACACCUGCGGCACAGGAGCUUAUAAACCCAUCUGCACCUUCAUCAACAGAGGCUGGAGAGCUGACGACUAUCUCUUCAGACUGGUUCCUGGAUAUGUGGACUCUGGAAAGGGAAAAUGUUCUUAUGAUCCAAACCAGGAGAAUGUCGCAGCCCUGAUUAAUGGAAACCUGUACGCUGGAGUGCCUGUGGACUUCAUGAGCACCGAUCCAGGCAUCUUCAGGACCAUGGGCAGCCGGCCAGCUGUGAGAUCAGAGCAGUACGACUCUAGAUGGCUGAAUGAGCCUGUAUUUGUUCACAUGAAACAGAUUCCUGACAGCGCCGAGAAGAACGACGACAAACUCUAUUUCUUCUUCCGUGAGAAGAGUCUGGACUCAGGGGCAGGAGCGAGUCCAAGUGUGCUGGCCAGAGUGGGCCGGGUGUGCCUGAAUGAUGAGGGCGGACAGAAGUCACUUGUGAACAAAUGGACGACUUUUCUGAAGGCCAGGCUGGUGUGCUCUGUGAUGGGCGAUGAUGGGGUGGAAACCUUCUUUGAUGAACUGAGGGACAUGUUUAUCCAACCCACCCAGGAUGAACGAAACCCUGUGGUGUAUGGCGUCUUCUCAACUUCUGGCUCUGUGUUUAAAGGCUCAGCUGUGUGUGUCUACUCAAUGGCUGACAUCCGAAAUGUCUUUAAUGGCCCUUUCGCCCAUAAACACGGACACAACUACCAAUGGACUACAUACACAGGGAAGAUUCCCUAUCCUCGUCCGGGAACCUGUCCAGGAGGCACAUUCACACCGGGUCUUAAGUCCACAAAAGAGUUCUCCGAUGAAGCGGUUAACUUCAUUCGUGCUCAUCCUCUCAUGUACCACCCCGUGUAUCCCAUUCACAAGCGCCCUCUGGUGGUGCGCUCUGGUGUAGACUAUCGCUUUACUACAAUUGCUGUGGAUCAGGUGGAUGCUGUGGAUGGCCGAUACGAGGUUCUCUUCCUGGGAACAGAUCGUGGUACAGUCCAAAAAGUUAUAGUUCUGCCCAAGGAUCCCACCACAAUGGAAGAGCUCACUUUAGAGGAAGUGGAAGUUUUCAGGACACCUGCUCCUGUCAAAACAAUGUACAUAUCAGCCAAAAGGCAACAACUGUAUGCAUCUUCAGAAGCAGGUCUUACCCAGAUGUCCUUGCACCGUUGUGGAGUCUAUGGAAAGGCCUGUUCGGACUGCUGUCUGGCCAGAGACCCCUACUGCGCCUGGGAUGGAGAAAACUGCUCUGCCUUUACACAAGCCACCAAAAGGAGGAGCAGAAGGCAGGAUGUUAAACAUGGUGACCCUUUGCGUCAGUGCCGGGGCUACAACGCUAAAGUGGAGAGGAGACUGCAGGAGAAAGUUCAGUUCGGUGUUGACGGUAGCAGCACAUUUCUGGAGUGUGUGCCGCGCUCUCCUCAGGCCACUAUUAAAUGGCUCUACCAGAAGGAGGGAAGACGAAAAGUGCUGAAUCGAGAGGGAGAGGUUCUUAAGACUCCUCAGGGGGUUCUUCUGAAAACGCUCACCAAAGCAGACGCAGGCCUCUACCAUUGCCUGGCCACAGAAAAUAACUUCAAACACACGCUGGCUCGUGUUUCCUUGCGCAUCCUGGACCGGGACAUUGCUGUAGCCCUCACCACCCCUGAUGAGGAAGAAGAGGCAUCGAGGAGCCGUCACAAACACCAUCAACAGGACCCUGCAGCUCCUACCCCAGCACUCCUGCUGGAGCCUGAAAUGCGUCUGAUUCAGCAGUACUGCCAGUCCUACUGGGAGCAGCUGACGGCCGGCGGAAACUCACAGGCUGACCUCCCCAAACGUGCAAAUCGCAGACACACAGAAGCACUGAAGGCUAGUGGGGAGUGAGGAGGACAAGAUAAGAGAGUGACCUGUCUGUCACCUUGCUCCGAGCAGUUCAUGGACUUGCAUAAGUUAGUUUAUGUGCAGUGGCACCAAAAAGUAUUUGGACAAUUUUGGACAUUUUUAUACUGUUCAAAAUGCACUUAAAAUUAGACCUAAAAUGAAAAUGUAUUCAUUUAAAGGGUUAGUUCACCCAAAAAUGAAAAUUAUCCUGUUAUUUACUCACCCUCAAGCCAUCCUAGGUGUAUAUGACUUUCUUCUUUCAGACCAAUCCAAUCGGAGUUAUAUUAAAAAUUGCCCCGACUCCUGUAAGCUCUAUCACAGUCAGCGGGUGUUUCUGUUGCAGAGUCCAAAACACGUCAAAUAAAGUGUGCGAAUCCAUAAAAAAAAAAGUGCCUCACACGGCUCUGGGGGAUGAAUAAAGGCCUCCUGUUGCGAAUCCAUGCGGUUUUGUAAGAAAAAUAUCUAUACUUCAAUCAUAAUAAACACAUCUCUCUCACAUCAUCUAACUGUCGCACGCGGAAACCCAUUCCGGUGGAUGACGUCGGCGUUGCGUGAUUAGUGACGAAUGCGGAGAGAAAACAAAACAAAACGCCGGUCAUGAAUUAGAAGAACAAAAUGAGGAUUUGUAAAGCAAAAUGUCGGAGGAUUUCGAUAUAAGCCAAUUGGAGACUUGUUUUCAUUUGCUAAAGUAAGGAAACUUUGCUUCCUUUGCUCCUGUAAACAACAUGUGCAUGUGACACUCAUUGCACCGGUGUCCUACGUCAUCCGCCAGAAAGGCAGUCACCGUGAACGUGCGUACGACAGAUAGCGGAAGUUACACAAUACUGUUUAUAUCGUUUUAAAAGUGGAUUAUUUUAUUUUUUACAAAAACGCAUGGAUUCGCUACAGGAGGCCUUUAUUCAUCCCCAAGAGCCGUGUGAGGCACGUUUUUUAUGGAUUCACUUUAUUUUGGACUCUGUAACAGAAACACCCGCUGACUGCAAUGAUAGAGCUUAGAAGAGUCAGGACAAUUUUUAAUAUAACUCCUAUUGGAUUCGUCUGAAAGAAGAAAGUCAUGUACACCUAGGAUGGCUUGAGGGUGAGUAAAUAACAGAAUAAUUUUCAUUUUUGGGUGAACUACCCCUUUAACUACCUGCAUGAGAUAAUUCUUGGAACAGUGGCCCCAAAAUUUAUUUGGACACUUUUGGACAAUUAAAAAUGAUUUAAUUAUGAUCAUUUUUGGACACUUAAAAAUCAAUGCAUUUUCACGGUUUUCAAAAUGAACCAAAUUAACUGAAUUAAUACAUUCAUGAACAGUGGCUCCAAAUAAUUGGACUUUUUUUUUUUUUUUUUUUUUGAACAUAAAAAUGAAUACAUUUUUGUUCAAAAUUAUUUUUUAAAAUAGUUAUUUUUUAAACACUGUCCCCAAAAAGAAUUCAAAAUGAAUUUUCACAGUUUGAACACAAUUGUUUUUAAAUGUGGCGUGUUGAUAUUUUGUCAUCAAAUUUAAGAACAUUCACCCUAAAAAUAAAAUGUCCAAGUCCUUUUUGGGAUCAUUGUAUGUAAUCAUACAUUCGUUGUUCAUUCACUGAUCCAAAGUUUGAAAUAAGUGACCAUUCAUCUGUUGUACUGGGUUUGUAGUCGGUGUUAAUUUAGGACUUACCGUUUCCACUCGCUACAGUGAUUUGUCUGCAUUUCAGUAUUAUAAACAGAUGUAAACUUUUACUAACCUCACAAAUUAAGCUGUAAAUGACCUUCAGGAUUCAGUAAUUACAUAAUGGGUUUAAUUAACAUAAAAAAUCAAUCAAUAAACCAUAAAGCACCUUUAAAGAGGAUAUUAUUACCUCAUAAGCUUUGAAAACGUUCCACUAUCCUGUUGUCAGAAAGCCCCUUUGUUAAAUCACCAGUCAUUGGGCCAGUGCAAUUUCUUAUGUUCCACCUGGAUUAUGAAAUUGUCAAAGUAAUUUAUGUUUGUAUGUUUAAUAGUAAUAUAUGUAUGGAUUCUAAUAACUGGUUUAAUAAUGGCACCAAACAUUUGCAAGAACUCACUUGCCUUCAUGUCUGUGUGACUGUGGCUGUUUCUCACCAUUUGUAAUAUAUAUUUAUUUGAAGUUGUAUAUUUUUUUAUGGGAUGGUCUUUGAGGAUACUGAAUAAGGGUGGAGGGCAUUUUUGCAUGAUUGAGGAAUUAGAUAUGUUGUCAUAUUUAUUUAAAUACAUUCAAAAUGACUGACACUGUUUAGGAAAUAGCACUUUUAUGCUGUGCAUUUCGUGCUUUGUGUCUGGUUGAGCAAUUACUGUUCAAGUGAAUACAAUUGUCAUAUGAGUUCACUCAGAUAAUAUCUAACACUGGAAAUAUUUCACAAUAUUUGUGUCCUUUUUUAGUUGAAUGGUAGAAUAGUCUGGUUGUAAAUUACAAUACUCAGUCUUGCUCUUAGAUGUUGUCUUGUAUGAGAUAAAAAAAAAUAAACAAGCAAUAAUUUGUGAUUCACUUUUCAA
Onychostoma macrolepis is the source of this 5233-nucleotide messenger RNA. RefSeq names its product sema domain, immunoglobulin domain (Ig), short basic domain, secreted, (semaphorin) 3Ga (gene sema3ga). Bases 505 to 2760 code for a protein of 751 amino acids. Gene Ontology annotation, molecular function: semaphorin receptor binding; chemorepellent activity. The transcript is spliced from 18 exons. NCBI's taxonomy places the organism in Eukaryota, Metazoa, Chordata, Actinopteri, Cypriniformes, Cyprinidae. The record is from RefSeq and is a predicted model, not a curated record. Gene Ontology annotation, biological process: positive regulation of cell migration; negative chemotaxis; semaphorin-plexin signaling pathway.